Messenger RNA from Colletotrichum truncatum, 894 nucleotides. Its product is annotated as pq loop repeat protein. Gene Ontology annotation, biological process: phospholipid translocation; retrograde transport, endosome to Golgi. The record is from RefSeq and is a predicted model, not a curated record. Gene Ontology annotation, cellular component: trans-Golgi network; endosome. NCBI's taxonomy places the organism in Eukaryota, Fungi, Ascomycota, Sordariomycetes, Glomerellales, Glomerellaceae.
AUGUUGCACUGGUUGACGUCCUUUAUGACGACCUUUACGGGCUACCUCGCCCCGGUCUUCCUCAUCCUGUCGCCCGUCCUCUCUUACAGCGACCAGGCGCUGUCGAUGCACCGAAACAAGUCAAGCGCUGGGUUCUCUCUCGAUAUCCCGCUGAUCAUGCUGGUGGCAUCUCUGCUGAAGAUCUUCUACUGGCCCGGCGCGCGAUUCGAUACGGCCCUGCUUGUUCAAGCACUCUUAAUGAUUGUAAUGCAAGUCGUCCUCCUCAAGAUUGCCCUGGAUCACCGCCUGCCCCCGUCGUCCAAGGGAGGAGAGGCCGCGACGCCAUUCGCAAACGUCAACGAUGGCCCCGUUUUCGGGGCUCAACGACCUUACAACUUCUGGCAAUGGAGGUCGCCCAAGCCCUACUGGCAAUUCAUAUUCUACUUCUUCAUCGCCCUGACCGUCUGCGAACUGCUCCUUACACCGAUGCCGUCGAUUUACCAAACCUACUCGAUCAUAAUCGGUUACAUCGGUCUUUCGGUCGAAGCAACACUGCCCCUUCCCCAGAUCUUUUCGAAUGCGCGAUCGCAGUCUUGCAAGGGUUUCCGUUUCUCUGUGCUGGCCAGCUGGCUGAUUGGUGAUGCCAUGAAGAUGUUCUGGUUCUUCACCUCGUCGACCGAAAUCCCCUGGGCCUUCAAGCUGUGCGGCAUGUUCCAGGCCUGCUGCGACUCAUUCCUCGGCGUCCAAUACCUUAUGUACGGUGAUGGUGAAAAGGGCGACAUUAAGGAGCACCCUAUGUCCCAGUACCCUCAGUACCCCAACGGUGCCUACAAGCCACCUCUGCCCGAGCACGUCGCCGGUCGGGCUACCCCUGUCCGGAGAACGUCUUCGCCGUACGGUAAGGAGCUUCAAUAA